AUGGACAAGUCAAGCGAUUUGGCGCGAUCAGGUGCGGAUAGUCGAUUGGAGGCGUUCAACGACAUCUACCUCAACCUUUCGCGGAAGCCUGGCGCGACUCGAUUCUCCGACUCUGGCUUUGGCUGGAAGCCCGCAAACGGCGAAACCUACACUUGCGACCAGUCACAGAUCCAGCAAGCGCAGUGGAGCCGAGCAUCACGCGGAUACGAAGUCAAGAUUCUCUCGCGCAACGACGGCGUGAUACAACUCGAUGGCUUCAAGCAGGAGGAUUUCGACCGCGUCUCCAAAGUCUUCAAGACUUGGUACGGCAUCGGGCUGGACAACCGGGAGCAUGCGCUGCGUGGCUGGAACUGGGGAAAGGCCGACUUUGGGAAGGCCGAACUCACCUUCAACGUAGCCAACCGCCCCGCCUUCGAAGUCCCCUACACCGAAGUGUCCAACACGAACUUGGCGGGCAAGAACGAAGUCGCCGUCGACUUCUCGUUGCCUGCCGAUGGCGACGCUGGCGCAAACGGAAAUCUGGGAGGCGCAAGGUUCAGAGGCAAGAAGUCGGCAGGCGCCCGCGACCAGCUUGUCGAGAUGCGCUUCUACAUACCCGGUACUGCGUCGAAGAAGGAGAAGACAGAGGACGGCGAGGACGCCUCUGGGGCUGAGGACGUCGAGGAGACCAAUGCCGCCAACCUGUUCUACGAGACGCUGAUGGAGAAGGCCGAGAUUGGAGAAGUCGCUGGUGACACAUUUGCCACUUUCUUGGACAUCCUACAUCUCACUCCCAGAGGUCGAUUCGAUAUCGACAUGUACGAGAGCUCCUUCCGGUUACGCGGUAAAACAUACGACUACAAGAUUCAGUUCGACUCGGUCAAGAAGUUCAUGGUUUUGCCAAAACCCGACGACAUGCACACUUUGAUCACCGUCGGUCUCGAUCCUCCCCUCCGCCAGGGUCAGACGCGAUACCCAUUCCUCGUAAUGCAGUUCAAGCGCGAUGAGGAAGUUAAUCUCGACCUCAACAUGAAGGGAGACCUUUUGGAGGACAAGUACAAGGACAAGCUUCAGUCGCACUAUGAAGCCCCGAUUGCUACAGUUGUGGCAGAUAUCUUCAGGGGACUCAGUGGGAAGCGCAUCACCAGGCCGUCUCGCGACUUCAUCAGCCACCACGAGCAGUCGGGUGUCAAGUGUUCCAUCAAGGCCAACGAGGGUCAUCUGUUCUGCCUCGACAAGGCCUUCAUGUUCAUCCCUAAGCCUGCGACAUAUAUCAGCAUGGACAACAUUGCCUCUGUGACCAUGUCGCGUGUUGGUGGAGCCAUGGCCGCCAGCCGCACAUUUGAUAUCACUUUCAGCAUGAAGAACGGCAUGGCUGAACAUCAGUUCUCGAACAUCAAUCGUGAGGAGCAACAGCCACUCGAGAACUUUUUCCGUGCAAAGGGCAUCAAGACUAAGAACGAGAUGGCGGACGACUCUGGAGCCAUUCUGGCAGCUGCUCUCCAAGACGAAGACCUCGCGUCCAGUGACGAUGGAGCUCCAGCGAACCGCGGUAGCGCCGACGAAGAUGACGAAAGUGUCGACGAGGACUUCCAGGCCGAUUCGGAAUCGGAGGUUGGCGAAGAAUUUGACUCCGACCAUCAGAGCAGCGGGUCCGACAGCGAUGCUGAAAUGGAAGAUGCGGAGAGUGACGCCGGCGAGGCGGUACCAGAACGUCCCAAGAAGAAGCAGAAGGUGUCGCAAUAG
Molecule: messenger RNA, 1725 nt
Organism: Alternaria incomplexa
Lineage: Eukaryota; Fungi; Ascomycota; Dothideomycetes; Pleosporales; Pleosporaceae
Gene: POB3
Product: FACT complex subunit
Exons: 5
Coding region: 1-1725 (574 amino acids)
Cellular component (GO): FACT complex; nucleus
Molecular function (GO): nucleosome binding; DNA binding; histone binding
Source: RefSeq, a predicted model, not a curated record